CUUUCUUUCAUUUCCUUGGAAUGCUAGAGCUUAUUCGUGAUCAAUCAUCCUCACAACUAGUUCUUGGAAUCCUUAUGUGCACUGUCCAGUAUUAAGCGCCAGUGGGGAGAACAGGCAUUGAAGAGCAAGAGGCCUCUUCACCAUUUGCUGGUGAUCUUAGUUAUACCUCUUCAGUCUUUAAACAGUUUCCUGAUAGCUCAGUAGCGCCCGCCUAGAGCUCCCGCCUCGCUGAUUGGUGGGGUCUCUCUGGAUCUUCACCGCCGAUCCAACCACGGAGAGCAUAAAUGGAGAGAGGCGGAACUAGGCACGGCUAGAGCGGCGCCCCUAUUGGCUACAGACCACGGCGCGGACGGAAGUGCGCAUGCGCACAGGCGAGGCGCGCCCCCGGCGGCCGUUGAAAAAUGGCGACUGUCGCCGAGUUGAAGGCCGUUUUAAAGGACACGUUGGAAAAAAGAGGAGUGUUAGGGCAUUUAAAAGCAAGAAUUCGUGCGGAAGUUUUCAAUGCCCUUGAUGAUGAAAGUGAACCUCGGCCAUCAUUGUCUCAUGAAAACUUUCUAAUUAAUGAACUAAUUCGGGAGUAUUUGGAAUUCAACAAAUACAAGUAUACAGCGUCGGUCCUCAUAGCAGAAUCUGGUCAACCUGUAGUUCCACUGGACAGACAGUUUCUCGUCCAUGAACUAAAUGCAUUUGAAGAUUCAAAGGAUAAUACAAUACCUCUUUUAUAUGGGAUUUUAGCUCAUUUCUUGCAUGGAACUAAGGAUGACAACCAAAAUACAUUUCUGAAAGGGUCUUCAUUCCAGCCUCCAAACCCAAAUCUUGGCAGACAACCUAGUGGAAGAAAGCAAAUGGAAGACCACUUGCGGAAGGAGCAGGGGAGGGGCACUGAUACUGAAAACCUGCACACUUCUGCCUCGGUGAAGAGAUGACACUUCCAACUGGGGCAUCUUUUAUCUUAAACUUGUGUGUAUUAAAUAACUUAUUUAUUCUCCCAAUGUUACCAGAAUUCAUCGCUAGUAUUGUACUUUGUAAAAACGUGAAGUUUCUACAAAACCUUUAGCCCCUCAUGUUUUACUGCAUUUGUGAAUAAAAGCUAACUCUGUCAUCUAGUUUACCAGAUUUGACUUGAAAGAAAAUGUGUGGUUUCUAGGACGAUUUUAAAGGUCCCUAAAUCUGUGAGAAACGAAAGGGUUUUUUUUUUUGUACUCUAUAAAUUCUUCUAAAGAAAAAAAAUCAAGUAUUUCUAGCCAUAUGCCCUGUUCUGUUUUUGGCUGUGCUUCGCAGCUUGUGGAAUCUUAGUUCCCUGACCGCGGAUUGAACCUGGGCCCUGGCACUGAAAGUACUGAGUCCUAACCACUGUACCUCCAGGGAGUUCCCUGCUCUGUUCUUUACCAUGGCACAUUAAUUAAAUUUCUUUCAGGCUGGAAUAAUGUGGAUUUACAGGAAAAUACAUUCAUUAAAAAAAAAAACCACACAUUUAAAAAAACACUAAAGCCAGAAAAAACU
This is a messenger RNA of Odocoileus virginianus texanus, 1503 nucleotides long. It is a transcript of the gene CEP20, whose product is annotated as centrosomal protein 20. Gene Ontology annotation, biological process: cilium assembly; microtubule anchoring. Gene Ontology annotation, molecular function: protein binding. The record is from RefSeq and is a predicted model, not a curated record. Gene Ontology annotation, cellular component: motile cilium; centrosome; ciliary basal body. NCBI's taxonomy places the organism in Eukaryota, Metazoa, Chordata, Mammalia, Artiodactyla, Cervidae.